Molecule: messenger RNA, 2274 nt
Organism: Onychostruthus taczanowskii (white-rumped snowfinch)
Lineage: Eukaryota; Metazoa; Chordata; Aves; Passeriformes; Passeridae
Gene: GAS2L2
Product: growth arrest specific 2 like 2
Exons: 6
Coding region: 1-2274 (757 amino acids)
Biological process (GO): microtubule bundle formation; regulation of microtubule polymerization or depolymerization; actin crosslink formation
Cellular component (GO): cytoplasm; actin filament; microtubule plus-end
Molecular function (GO): microtubule binding; actin filament binding; cytoskeletal adaptor activity
Source: RefSeq, a predicted model, not a curated record
AUGGCAGAAUGUGGGGGACAGCGGGCACGGAGCAUCCGUCCCUACCAGUCCAGCGGGCAGUACCUGUAUGCCAUGAAGGAGGACCUGGCAGAGUGGCUGAAGGAGCUCUACGACCUUGACAUCGAGGUGGGCACCUUCCUGGAGGUGCUGGAGACGGGGGCUGUGCUGUGCUCCCACGCCAACCACGUCACCCAGGUGGCCGGGGAGUUCGCCCGUGCCUGCCCCGAGGUGGCCCAGCGCCUCCACCUGCCCAUGGCCGGUGUCCCCUGCAACCUCACAGCACAGCCAGGCACCUUCCAGGCCAGGGACAACGUCUCCAACUUCAUCCAGUGGUGCAGGAAGGAGAUGGAUAUCAAAGAUGUCCUGAUGUUCGAGACAGAGGACCUGGUGCUGAGGAAGAACGAGAAGAACUUCGUGCUGUGCCUGCUGGAGCUGGCGCGCCACGCUUCCCGCUUCGGAAUGCGCGCCCCGACCCUGGUGCAGAUGGAGGAGGAGAUCGAGGAGGAGCUUCGGCAGGGGCUGGACCUGCCUCCCACUGAGCCCACCCUGCCCCGGGCCCCCAGGAGAGCACGGGACCUCAACAACCUCGACCAGAUGGUGCAGCACCUGGUGAGCCGCUGUACCUGCCCUGUGCAGUUCCCCAUGAUCAAGAUCUCCGAAGGGAAAUACCAAGUGGGGGACUCUGACACCCUCAUCUUUGUCCGGGUCCUGCGGGAGCACGUCAUGGUGCGGGUCGGGGGCGGCUGGGACACGCUGGAGCACUACCUGGACAAGCACGACCCGUGUCGCUGCACCUCGCUCUCUCACAAACAAGCCUGGAAAGCCCGGAGCCCGCAGCAGCAAGUGCAGCACGAGGUGCGGCUGUGCCCGGCCGCCCGCAGCCCCCAGCCCGCACUGCUGGUCAGCCGCUCCCAGAGCCCCCUGCCCCCUGUCACCUGGGGGGCCCGUGUCCCCCCUGGCCCCCGGUGCCCUGCCACCCCCUCGCCAGGUCGCCAGCCGGCUGCCAGCCCUCACCCGGAGCCCCGGAGGGUCCCUUCGGGCAGGAUGCGGGAGCCACCCGCUGUCGCUUUGGGGAGGCAGCCGCCACCAUCCCGCUCACCUGCUCGGUCCAGCUCCCCUGGGCACGGGGCGAGGGGCCGGGCAGCCACCCCUUCCCGGCUGAGCCUCCCGAACGGCGCGGGGGUGCCCCGGGCACCGCAGGGCACCGGCCCGGGGAAACCCAUCCCUGCGGCACCGGCACGGGGCGGGUCCGCGGCGCCCGGCCCACGGACGGCACCGGCACCUCCGAGAAGCGCCCAGCAAGGAGGAAAAUCAUCUGGGCUGGCUGCCAGGCCACAGGAAACGGGGACACCCACCACAGCGACACACCGAGCCCCCAGCCCCUUAAAGGUCCGUGCCCCCAGUCCCCUAAAGGUCUGCGCCCCCUCCUCGCACCGGGAUGCUCCGGGAGACUCCCAGAGCCUGAAGAGCCCACGGGAAGGGCGGCAGGGAGCCCUUGGCCGGGGCCGACAGCCCUCACCCCGAAAUUCCUGCAGCCAACCCCCGAAACCGGACAGCGGCGUUAAAUCCCCCACCAAAGCCAGCCCGGCCGCCCCCCGGCCCCCCACCCCCCUGGGGCGCUCUGCAGGGGGGUGCAAGGUCUGUGCCGCGGGGGACGGUCCCCAGGGGACACGGCAGUGCCACCCAGCCCCGAAUACAAGGGCUGUGGGCGCUGAGGGACCUCGGGCCCCCGAGGAUGAAGCCGGGGGAGCCUGUGGCCCUGGCGAUGGGGCCGGGGGGCUCCGGGGGUGCUGCGGGAACACGCAGCCCCCCGGCUAUGACAGGGUGCUGGAGGAGCUCUCCCGCGGGCCGCAGCCGCUGCGCCCUGCGGGGAUGUGGAGCCAGGUCCCCAAAAGCCCCGCAGGAGCGGCCCCGCAGCUCGCAGCCCCGGGGGAGGCAGAGCGGCCGGGGGUGGGGGGCCAGACCCCGCGGGCACCCCGGGCCAACAACGCCGCCAAGCCCCGGCGGUGCCUGAAGAAGCCCGAGCGUGUGCCCUCCAUCUACAAGCUCAAGCUGCGGCCCAAGGUGCGUCCCCGGCGGGACCACAGGCCGGGCAAGCGGCCCUCCCGCAUCCCCACCCCGCUGGGGCAUCGCCCCCCUGCCCCCCGGGGCCAGCACCGACCCCCGGCGCCCCCCCGAGCCCCCCAGGCCGGCAGCACACGCCCCACGGCCAAGCCGCCCCUGGCUGACAGCGGCACCUGGCUGACCGAGGAUGAUGAGGAGUCGUGGGUCUGA